Messenger RNA from Populus nigra (black poplar), 4652 nucleotides. RefSeq lists its product as uncharacterized. The transcript has 41 exons. The record is from RefSeq and is a predicted model, not a curated record. Gene Ontology annotation, molecular function: methyltransferase activity; oxidoreductase activity. The coding region runs from base 408 to 4481 and encodes 1357 amino acids. NCBI's taxonomy places the organism in Eukaryota, Viridiplantae, Streptophyta, Magnoliopsida, Malpighiales, Salicaceae.
UUUCAGAAAAACAUUGAACACACACUACUCUCGCCGAAGACUUUCAGCAACAGUAUCGAGACGGAAAAAUUUUGAGGCUAGCAACACCUGUAUAAAAACAGAGUACACCGCCCAAGAUUCCAUUCUCGGCUCAUCUACUUUUUGUAAGUCUUCUGCUCUCAUUAGCAGAGGGGGAGAAGGAGGGGCAGGGGGAGACGGAGACCGACUCUAUUUUAGCCAGGCUUAUCUGCUUGGGACAUACAUCUCUGGCUUUUAAGACAGCGAAGCUUUUGAGAGUUGUGACCGGUGAAACCUGAAGCUAUACGGGGUUUUAAGGGAAUGCCACUUGUUGGUUCAGACCAGACGCACACUUUCUUCACAUUCUGGUAACAUCUUGCGAAGGAUUAGAACUUGGGAUUUUCCAUUCAAUGUCAAGAAUGAGAGUAGCAGUGGUUGGUGCUGGGAUUAGUGGACUUGUUUCAGCUUAUGUUCUUGCAGAAGCGGGUGCUGAGGUUGUUCUAUACGAGAAAGAAGACUCCUUGGGCGGCCAUGCUAAAACUGUCUGCUUCGAUGGUGUUGAUUUAGACCUCGGUUUCAUGGUCUUCAAUCGGGUAACGUAUCCAAAUAUGAUGGAGUUCUUCGAGAACCUUGGGAUAGAGAUGGAGUUAUCAGAUAUGACGUUCUCAGUGAGCUUAGACCAAGGCAAGGGUUGUGAAUGGGGAAGCAGAAAUGGGUUUUCAGGUUUGUUUGCUCAGAAGAAGAAUGCGUUAAAUCCGUACUUUUGGAAAAUGCUUCGAGAAAUUGUCAAGUUUAAGGAUGAUGUGCUCAGUUAUCUUGAGGUUCUUGAGAAUAACCCAGUUGUUGAUAGGAAUGAAACCUUAGGGCAAUUCGUCAAGUCACGAGGUUACUCUGAAUUAUUUCAGAAGGCUUAUCUUGUUCCUGUUUGUGGUUCUAUAUGGUCCUGCCCUUCAGAAGGAGUUAUGAACUUUUCAGCUUUCUCUGUACUCUCAUUUUGCCGUAAUCAUCAUUUACUUCAGCUCUUUGGUCGGCCUCAGUGGCUCACAGUCAGACGGCGAUCUCAUUCUUAUGUCAACAAGGUCAGAGAAAAGCUGGAAAGUUGGGGUUGCCAAAUACGAACCGGUUGUGAGGUACAGGCUGUUUCAACUACAGAUGAGGCAGGUUGUGCAGUACUCUGCAGAGAUGGCUUGCUAGAAAUGUACAGUGGGUGCAUAAUGGCUGUCCAUGCCCCAGAUGCUCUGGGAUUAUUAGGGGAGCAAGCAACAUUUGAUGAGACGAGAAUACUUGGUGCUUUCCAAUAUAUGUAUAGCGAAAUCUUCCUUCACCGUGAUAAAACAUUUAUGCCCCAAAACUCAGCAGCAUGGAGUGCUUGGAAUUUCUUGGGAAGUUCAGAGAAUAAAGUCUGUCUGACAUAUUGGCUGAAUGUGCUUCAGAAUAUUGAUGAAACAGGUCUACCUUUUCUUGUGACGCUUAAUCCAGAUAAUGCACCAGAUCAUACCUUACUCAAGUGGUCGACUGGUCAUCCAGUUCCAUCUGUAGCUGCAACAAAAGCUUCACUUGAACUUGACCAUAUUCAAGGCAAGAGGAGAAUUUGGUUUGGUGGAGCCUACCAGGGUUAUGGCUUCCAUGAAGAUGGACUAAAGUCUGGCAUGGUUGCUGCAUAUGGUUUGCUUGGAAAAAGCUGUGACAUUCUGAGGAAUCCAAAACAUAUGGUACCUUCUAUGUUAGAAACUGGGGCGCGCCUUUUUGUUACUAGAUUUCUUGGACAUCAUAUCUCUACUGGCUGUUUAACUUUGCUGGAGGAUGGAGGCACAGUUUUCUCCUUUGAGGGAACUUCUAAAAAAUGUUCUCUGAAAACUGUUUUGAAGGUUCACAAUCCGCAGUUUUACUGGAAGAUAAUGACACAGGCUGAUUUAGGCCUCGCAGAUGCAUAUAUCAAUGGUGAUUUUUCCUUUGUUGACAAAGAUGAAGGUCUUAUAAACCUUUUCAUGAUUCUCAUUGUAAAUAGAGAUGCUGAUAAUUCUACAUCUAAGUUGAACAAGAAAAGGGGCUGGUGGACACCAUUAUUAUUCACAGCUGGUAUUGCAUCUGCAAAAUUUUUCAUUCAGCAUGUUUCAAGGCAAAAUACUCUUACACAAGCUCGCAGAAAUAUCUCUCGUCAUUAUGACCUGAGUAAUGAACUUUUUGCUCUGUUCUUGGAUGAAACAAUGACAUACUCCUGCGCGCUAUUUAAGAAAGAAGAUGAAGACUUGAAAGCUGCGCAGAUUAGAAAAAUAUCCCUUCUAAUCGAAAAGGCUAGAGUCAAUAAAGACCAUGAAGUUCUUGAGAUUGGUUGUGGCUGGGGAACCUUAGCUAUUGAAGUUGUCCAACGAACUGGAUGUAAAUAUACUGGCAUCACUCUAUCCGAGGAGCAACUAAAAUAUGCAGAAUUGAAAGUGAAGGAAGCGGGCCUCCAGGACAGUAUAAAAUUUCACCUCUGCGAUUAUCGCCAAUUGCCUAAGACCCACAAAUAUGACAGGAUAAUAUCAUGUGAAAUGAUAGAAGCUGUUGGCCAUGAAUACAUGGAAGAGUUUUUUGGUUGCUGCGAAUCAGUAUUGGCUGAAAAUGGGCUUUUUGUCCUACAGUUCAUAUCAAUCCCGGAAGAAAGAUAUGACGAGUACAGGAAGAGUUCAGAUUUUAUUAAGGAAUAUAUAUUUCCUGGUGGAUGCUUGCCUUCAUUAACUAGGAUAACAUCAGCCAUGGCCUCUUCAUCAAGACUCUGUGUGGAGCACGUGGAAAAUAUCGGAAUUCAAUACUAUCAAACACUUAGAUACUGGAGAAAAAACUUCUUGGAGAAUCAGAGAGAAAUUCUUUCCCUGGCAUUCAAUGAAAAGUUCAUUCGAACAUGGGAGUAUUAUUUUGACUAUUGUGCAGCUGGUUUCAAGACACACACACUUGGAAAUUAUCAGGUUGUAUUUUCACGUCCUGGAAAUGUUGUUGCACUAAGCAAUCCAUACAGAGGUUUCCCUUCACUCACUGCUCAGGAUGAUGAAAUCUCAUCCUUGGGAAAUACUCGUGGCGUUAUUUGGCCAUCUUAUUACUUGGCCUGUCUUGUAGCAUCAAUGGCCGCUGCAAAUAGUUCCUCUGGAGAGACUUGUGCUGCUCUGAUCCAUGGAAAACAAAUGGCACCUUCUCGGCUAGAAGCUUGGGCUCGUCUUUUUGUUACUAAAUUUCUUGGACGUCAUAUCUCCACUCACCGUUUAAUCUUGGAGGAGGAAGGGGGUGCAACUUUCACCUUCGAGGGAACUAGUAAAAAAUGUUCUCUAGAAGUUGUUCUCAAAGUUCACAAUCCUCAGUUUUACUGGAAGGUAAUGACGCGGGCUGACAUAGGCCUUGCAGAUGCUUAUAUUGAUGGAGAUUUUUCUUUUGCUGACGAAGACCAAGGUCUUCUAGAUCUUUUCAUGGUUCUGAUUGCGAACAGAGAUGCAAACAAAUCUAUCUCCAAGGCGAAUAAGAAAAGGGGUUGGUGGACACCAUCGUUAUUUACAGCAGGUAUUGCUUCCGCAAAGUUUUUCCUUCAGCAUGUUCUGAGGCAAAAUACCCUUACACAAGCUCGCAGGAACAUCUCUCGUCAUUAUGACCUGAGUAACGAAGUUUUUUCUCUAUUCCUGGGAGAAACAAUGGCAUACUCGUCUGCAAUAUUUAAGACUGAAGAUGAAGACUUGAAUACAGCUCAGUUGAGGAAAAUCUCUGUUCUGAUUGAAAAAGCAAGAAUCGAUAAGAAGCAUGAAAUUCUUGACAUUGGUUGUGGCUGGGGAACUUUUGCUAUUGAAGUUGUCAAACAAACAGGAUGCAAAUACACGGGUCUCUCUCUAUCUGUGGAGCAACUGAAAUAUGCAGAAAUGAAAGUUAAGGAAGCUGGUCUGCAGGAUAAUAUCAGACUUCUCCUCUGUGAUUAUCGUGAAUUGCCUAAAGGCUAUAAAUACGAUAGAAUCGUAUCUUGUGAAAUGAUAGAGCAUGUGGGUCAUGAAUACAUGGAGGAUUUUUUUAGUAGCUGCGAAUCAGCAUUGGCAGAAGAUGGGCUUCUUGUUCUACAGUUCAUAUCAAUAGCAGAUGAGCGUUAUGAUGAGUACAGGCGAAGUUCUGAUUUUAUCAAGGAAUAUAUUUUUCCCGGUGGAUGUUUGCCUUCAUUAAGUAGGAUAACAUCAGCCAUGGGUGUUGCAUCAAGACUCUGCGUGGAGCAUGUGGAAAAUAUAGGAAGUCAUUACUAUCAUACGUUAAGAAGGUGGAGGAAAAAUUUCUUGGAAAACAAGAGCAAAAUUCUUGCCAUGGGAUUCGAUGAAAAGUUCAUCAGGACAUGGGAGUAUUAUUUUGACUACAGCGCUGCUGGUUUCAAGUCGUACACCCUUGGGGAUUACCAGGUUGUAUUUUCACGUCCUGGCAAUGUUGAGGCAUUAGGCAAUCCAUACAAAGGUUUUCCAUCGGCAUAUCAACACCUUCUAUAGAAGAGAGACCGUUCUAUGAUAUAAGCCGCCUCAAAUUGUAGCUACUUACUUAUUUCUUUAAUUUCCAAGUUUGCUGUGUUGCAAUAAAACUUUCUUGAUUAGCUACAAUGAAUUGGCUGUUAGACAAAGAAAUUGAAAUUGUGAAAAUGGUUUGGAAAAUUAAUUUUUUAA